This is a messenger RNA of Penicillium olsonii, 2076 nucleotides long. The record is from the annotation of a GenBank genome assembly. NCBI's taxonomy places the organism in Eukaryota, Fungi, Ascomycota, Eurotiomycetes, Eurotiales, Aspergillaceae.
AUGAACACAGGAUACAGAUACCCUGAAACCGUCCCAAGCAACCCUAAUCACUACACAAGCCGCAGUUAUGAAACCGCUCGUGAGAUGCUACAAGGCAACUCACUGAUUGCAUUCAUUAUUACUGUGCUGUGCUUUGUCUUUAUCGCGCUCGAUUACUACAGACUCACGCCGAUAUCGUUUCUACACAUCUGCUGGGACCUUGUCGUUUACAUAACCCCGUCCCGAAUCGUUGUCGCAUUGGAUCCCUGCAUGGCCGACACCGAAGCUGUCGCUCAAGGCUCAUCUCUACCUCCCCAGGCAAAAAGUGACGCCAUGAUGCGAAUUCUGGGGGGCAUAUCUGCCAGCAGCCCCUUCCCCGCCCUCCCCGGACCUCAAACUCUCUCAACCUUCGGGAACGCUUUGCUAGGAUCGACAAGGAACGCGGCACCGCCAGGUCUAGGAAAUUGGAACAAUUCAUGUUUUCAAAAUAGCUUGGUACAAGGUCUGGCGUCUUUGAAGUCAUUUGCAGACUUUCUAGGACGCAACAUGGAAGGAUCUCAGCAAAGAGCCUCUUUCGAGACACAUCGUGCGCUACUGGGCCUCAUCGACAGUCUGAACAGCGCUUCGAAUCAUGGAACAAAACUCUGGGUAAAGGGCGUUCUGGAUUUGAUGAGCAGUUGGCAGCAGCAAGAUGCGCAAGAAUACUUUUCGACUAUCAUUCAUCAGGUCGACUUGGAGGCUGAGCAAGCUUCGCGUGGACAUACCAACAAUCUCGGGUUGAAAAAGGCAGGGCCCGACGAAAACAUUGUGCAAGGUAGUUCCGAUGAUGGAUCUUGCUCCGAGCCAAACGACUUGUCAUCACUAGCCCAAGAGGUCGCGCAUAAUCCUCUCCAUGGUCUACUGGCUCAACGGGUUGGCUGUAUGGAUUGCGGUUUUUCUGAGGGACUUUCCCUCAUUCCCUUCAACUGCCUCACUGUUCCCCUUGGCGAAAAGCACGAAUAUGACAUUCGCGAGUGCUUGGAUCAGUACAUGACGCUUGAGCCUAUCGAAGGCGUAGAGUGCGCCAAGUGCACUCUUUUGCGUAGACAAGAACAGCUCACCAGCCUCCUCGGGGGUCUCGAUGAUGAACAUGGCAGUCAGUCGAUCGAUUCCGAAACACCCCAGCCUUUCGAUGCAGUGAGAUCAUCGGCCCAGGAAAGACUGUAUGAGAUUCAGCUUGCACUGGAUACCAAGGACUUCAGCGAGAACACGUUGGCGAAAAAGUGUCAUAUCCCUUCAAAGAACCGAGCAACUACCACUAAGUCCCGACAGGCCGUGAUUGCACGAGCUCCAAAGGCUCUCGCGAUUCACAUCAACCGCAGUAUGUUCGACGAGAUGACUGGAAUGUUGAGGAAGAAUUAUGCAGGUGUUCUUUUCCCUCAGACUAUCGAUCUGAAUUCGUGGUGUCUUGGGGCCAAUGCUGCCAGCGAAACUGGUUUUAAAAUUGAGGAAUGGGAAACGGACCCUUGCAAGUCUAUGCUUUCGCAACCCGGCCAAUCGGUUGAGGUGCCCAGCAGGCUGUACCAACUCCAAGCCGUCAUUGCCCAUUACGGUCGCCAUGAAAAUGGGCAUUACAUCUGUUAUCGGAAACAGCCAAUCUCGAAAUUUACGGCCCCUGCCCCAGAUGAAAUUCUCCAAGCUGAGGGCGACAAAGACAAAUCUGAGCGCUGGUGGCGAUACAGUGACGAUGACGUCGAAAUGGUCAGCGAAGGACAUGUAAUGUCCCAAGGCGGUGCUUUCAUGUUAUUCUACGAGGCUAUCGAUGGCUCCGACCAGCUUUCUCUCCAUUCCCCAUCUACGCAGUCCCUUUCUACCACCUCCAACGACGAUAUUCGCACUGGGAUUGCAGACAUAUCCGCUGACGGUUUCAUGUCCGAGGACAUUUCCGCUUAUUCAACUGUGACCGACUUUGAAUCUUCCACAUCCCGUGCGACCAGUGUCUCCGCGUUUAUGGAUGAACACCAACCCAACAUUCUACAGACAAAACAGCAAACUGAUCCCGACACCGAUCUUGCUGUCAACGAUGAAAUCGAAUCGCCUCCUGCGACCGUUGUGUGA